This is a messenger RNA of Salvia hispanica, 1529 nucleotides long. RefSeq lists its product as uncharacterized. The record is from RefSeq and is a predicted model, not a curated record. NCBI's taxonomy places the organism in Eukaryota, Viridiplantae, Streptophyta, Magnoliopsida, Lamiales, Lamiaceae.
AAGAAUGGAAGUGUCCAAAAACGAAGAAAAGGAAAGGAAAAAAACAGGAGAAAAUAAAACCCAAUUAUUGGCGGUGUCGGAAGUUGUAAAUUUUGCGAGCGGAAUCCGUAGAAAAUGAAGCGGAAGAAGUGGUCGGAGGUGGAGGAGCAAACGCUGCUCUCGAAAUACGCGGAGCAUCUGAACUCGGGGACGCUGGCGAAGCUGAAGACGCGGGAGAAGAAGUUCAAGCCCAUCGCCGACCACGUCAACUCCCUCCACCACCACCACGAUCCCAUCACCUUCCCCUUCAAGUGGUCGUGGCGCGACGUCUCCAUCAAGGUCCAGAACAUGCGCCACCAGUACCUCGGCGUCAAGCAGAAGAUCCGAAUCUCCACCAACGAGUUCAAUUGGGACGACGGCGAGAUCCACUGGGAGAAUUUCCUCAAAUACAAGGAGGUUUUCGGGGAUAUUGAGCUGGUCGAUAGGAAAUUUGGGGAGGAGGGCAUUUCCGGCAUUUUGGGGGAUGAUUUAGGGUAUGGGAUUGAGAGUGAGGAUUUGGAUGAAAACGAGGAAUUGGAUGAGGAUGAUUUGGGGGUGAGUGAUGUGGAGAAGGAGGACUAUUCUGAUUUUGAUGGGAGGAAGAAGGGAUUGAGAGGUGCUGGUGCUAAAUUGUUGGAAUUGAGGGAUGUGGUUGUGAGGAGGGAGGAGAAGAGGAGGGAGAGGGAGUGGAGGGGAGAGGUGGGAGCAAUGGAGGAUGAGCUUGAGAGGAAAGAGAGGGAUUUGAGGAUGAAGAAGCAGUUGCUGGAGAGGGAGGAAGGGGUUUGUGAGAAGGAGAUGGAGCUGCUGGAGCUGCAGAUGGCUAGGGAGAAGAGGGAUUAUGAGAAGCGGAUUCGGUUGGAGAAGGAGGUUGAGCAGGAGAGGAGGCAGAGGAUGAAGAUGGAGGAGAAGUGGGAGGAGGAGGAGUUGGAGUGGAGGGAGAGGCUGGUUGAGGUGCAGUUUGAGCAUGAGAAGCAGAUGAUGCAAAUGCAUGCUGAUGCUUGCCAGAACCAGCUCCAGAUUCUUGGGGUGCUGGCUCGGCUUGUAUGCCAGUUUUUCGGGUCCGCUGGUGAUGGUUUGAGCGGCAACAUGGGGACUCUCCCCCCUCAGGUUUUGCAGAAUUUGCAGCACCCGGGAGGCUUGGGUGAUGGCGGCAAGCCUGAGGCUAACUUGCCUUCUGAAUUCUUAUAGACUGUGCUUGCUCCCUUUUGAACAGAUACUGAAAUGCAAGAUUACUGGAAUAUAGGGUUGUUGUUAGAGCUUCACAGGCCGUGUCUCGUGUAGGAAGACGAUUGAGUUAUAAUAUUAUGAUGUACCAGUACUACUAUAUUGGUAUGCAGGAAAUUUGGUGGGAUGGUAUCAGCAUGACUGUGGAUGAGGAGGUAUCUGUGACUGACUUCUUUAUUUUUGUCAUUCUAUAUACCCAAGCAAUUUUGUUCAGUUCGUUGCUGUUUUUCACGUAUAUUGUUGACAAAAAUGACUCCUGGAGUGUGUGUAGGCUGUUUAUUGUUAGU